AUGUCCCCCAAUGAUGGCGAAAACAUCGCCAAUGACGGUGAUGAACCUUCACUCUCCAAGCCCUUGUUCGAGGAUAUCGGACCGUUGAGCGAUCCACUGGAGCGACAGGCGAUUUUUGCUGCUCUAGACUCAUACUACCAGUAUCGGAAAAACACACACUACAACACCACGCACCGACGCCGUCAAAACCUCUAUGCUCUCCCUUCGUCACAAUGGCAACUGCUCUCCAAACCGCCCAUUUCUCUUCUGGACACUCUAUCGGCCAUCGACGACGCAAUCGACUACAACGCUGACCUCGCCGACGCAAUCCUCGAUCUGGGCCUGAGCUCGUUCGGUCUGGACGAGCAGCAAAGGCAACAGUCUAAUGACCCAGCCUUGACAUGGCGCGGCGCCGCCAAACCCAACGACCUCUCCAAAGCACAUUCGACCAUCCGGCAAUUCUACCGCGACUGGUCCUACGAAGGGUUCACGCUCGAAGUCAAACCUCUUCUCGACACAGUCCUCUCCGACCUCCAGGCCAACCUCCCACUCAACCCAACCUCCACAACAACGACUCCAGCAGCACCACCACCACCAGAACUCCUCCUCCCCGGAGCCGGUCUGGGCCGCCUACUCUUCGAACUCUGCCGAGCCGGCUACAACGCCACGGGCAACGAGAUCUCCUACCACCAACUCCUCGCCAGCAACUUCAUCCUCAACUGCACGACCCACGAGGACCAGUACGCCAUCUACCCUUCCGCGACGACCUUUACGAACGUCACGUCCCGCCGGAACCAACUCCGGCGCCACACGAUUCCGGACGUCCAUCCUGCCACGGCGAUCCAGGCGCGUCUCGACCAUGGUCUCCCCGUGGGCGAAAUGAACAUGGCAGCAGGCGACUUUAUCCUCUCGUACUCGACGGCCGAAUGUAGACACGCGUUCGACGGCGUGGUCAGUGUCUUCUUCAUCGACACGGCGCCCAACCUUAUUCGGUACAUUGAAACCGUCCGGAACUGUCUUAGACCAGGUGGUGUCUGGAUUAAUAUUGGACCGUUGCUGUGGCAUUUUGAUGAUCGCGUUCACGGCGGAGACAAGAACAGUAACGAUAAGAGUAACGGCGAUGACGAUGAUGACAACGAUGACGAUGUUGAUCGUAACAAUGAGACGGACGCCAACACUCACCCUCACUCUCACUCUCAUGACGCCCAACGUCAUCAUUCCCCUCCACAUGGACGGCCACAUCCACAUCCACAUCAACGUACCCAUCCCGCGGAAAUUGAAGACAAAGGCAUAGCCGAGCCAGGGUCGUUCGAACUCUGCGACGAAGAAGUAAUCCAACUCCUUUCACAAUGCGGGUUUGAAAUUCUUCGGCAUGAGAUUCUUGGAGGAGAUGAAGAUGAAAACGCCAUUGACCCAGCAUCAACGACAGCAUCACGAGCGCCAUUCGGCUUCGGUCUCGGGUACAUGCAAGAUCCAUCGAGUCUUCUACAGAACCGGUACAGAUGCAGUCACUGGGUAGCGCGACGCAAGGCGUGA
Molecule: messenger RNA, 1515 nt
Organism: Exophiala spinifera
Lineage: Eukaryota; Fungi; Ascomycota; Eurotiomycetes; Chaetothyriales; Herpotrichiellaceae
Exons: 2
Coding region: 1-1515 (504 amino acids)
Molecular function (GO): S-adenosylmethionine-dependent methyltransferase activity
Source: RefSeq, a predicted model, not a curated record